Actinia tenebrosa (Australian red waratah sea anemone) is the source of this 2454-nucleotide messenger RNA. RefSeq lists its product as uncharacterized. The record is from RefSeq and is a predicted model, not a curated record. Lineage: Eukaryota; Metazoa; Cnidaria; Anthozoa; Actiniaria; Actiniidae.
CUCAUAAACAAAAUAUAGAAUGAAAAUUGAAUGCAAGAGAUUGUGGAAAAUGAGAUAAAAUAUAAAUAUAAGUAAAUACGGUGCCGUUGAAGAUGUGUAGUUUAAGUCCUCAAGUCCGUUUGUUAGCAAAUCUAAGGGUCACAAGAAGAGCUAUUGGGCCGUUUUGUGGGGUUACCUCCAAACUUCAUGCAAGGAAUCUUUCUUCUGUUCUUUGUGUUUCUUCAAUACGGAUAAAGAAUGUUCGUUGUUAUGGAACGGUUCUUGAAGGGAAGACAGUCAGGAUUGGAUGUGCUUCGGGUUUUUGGGGAGAUUCAGCUUGUGCGGCUCCUCAGCUUGUUCGUGGAGGUAACGUGGAUUACAUAAUGUUUGAUUACCUCUCUGAAAUCACCAUGUCGCUGUUGACUGCAGCAAAACACAAAUCACCUGUACUUGGUUACACUCCAGAUUUCAUUGAUGUAGCAAUAACACCACUAAUCAAAGAAAUAAAAGAGAAAGGGAUUCGUUUGAUCAGCAAUGCAGGAGGUGUCAACCCAGAAGCAUGUGCUAGAGCUGUAAAGAAAGCAGCAAAGUCUCAAGGAGUUAAUGUCAAGAUUGCAGUGGUGUUGGGAGAUGAUAUGAUUAAUAGAAUAGAUGAAGUGACCCAAGCUAAUGUCAAAGAAUUACAGUCAGGACAGGAUUUUCCAGCUGGAGUUGUCAGCAUGAAUUCAUAUUUGGGUGCUAUGCCUAUUGCCAGAGCACUUGAUCUUGGUGCUGAUAUAGUGAUUACUGGUAGAUGUGUGGACAGUGCACUAGCCUUAGGACCACUCAUUCAUGAGUUUGGAUGGCAGCCACAUGACUAUGAUCUCUUGGCGGCUGGAAGCUUGGCAGGUCACUUGAUUGAGUGUGGUGCUCAGUGUACUGGUGGCAUAUCUACUGACUGGCAAGUUGUUUCUGACUGGGAGAAUAUAGGAUAUCCUAUUGCAACUUGUUCAGCUGAUGGUAGAUGUAUCAUCAGCAAACCUCCUGGUACUGGUGGCUUGGUGUCACCAACUACUGUCGGAGAACAAUUAAUCUACGAGAUAGGGGAUCCAACACAAUACAUCCUACCUGAUGUCAUCUGCAAUUUCUCACAAGUUACAUUACAGUCCCUCAUUGGGUAUGAAGGUGGUGGGGUACUUGUACAAGGUGCGCAAGGGGAGCCACCCACAGACAUGUAUAAGGUUUGUGCAACCUAUGCUGAUGGCUACAGGGCAACUGCUGUCUGUCCUGUAGGCGGUCCCUUUUCGUCACUCAAAGCGAAGAAAGUAGGCAAGACUAUUAUUAACAGGACCAGCCGCAUGUUCAAAGAAAUGGGACUUGAAGACUACACAAGAACACACGUCCAGGUGCUUGGAUCAGAAGAGACUUACGGGAGACACUCAUUUCCGAGUGUCAUGUCCGCUGGUCCCAGAGAGGCAGUUCUGUGGCUAGCAGUGCAUCACCAACAAAAACAUGCUUUAAACAUUUUUGCUCGAGAAAUCGCCUCAGCUGGCACGAGUAUGGCUCCUGGCUUUACCACUAUUGUCGGAGGCCGACCAAAAGCGUCUCCACUUCUCCGACUUUUCUCUUUCCUGUACCCCAAAAGCAAAUUCAAGACUGAAAUUUAUAUGGAUGACGAACUUGUAGAAGCCUUGGAUUACGUUGUGCCUUCUAAAGUAACUAAACUAACAGAAGCGAGUGUUCCGAGAACUCAAGUCGUUCCUGCCAGGAUAAGAAUGCCCAAAGGCCGCUGCACUUUUCCACUGAGCUCGCUGGCUGUAACAAGAAGUGGUGAUAAAGGCAACAGUGUUAACAUAGGAGUGAUAGCUCGACACCCUUCUUACGUACCAUUUUUACGAAGAGCACUCACAGAGGAGGCUGUAGAAGAGUACUUUAUUCAUCUAUUUGAUGGCAAACCAAGCGAUGGAAAGUGUCGUGUCAAGAGGUACGAACUUCCAGGCAUCAAUGCCUUUAACUUUGUAUUAGACGAUGCACUUGGUGGUGGAGGAGUGACUUCAUUGAGAAGUGAUCCUCAAGGAAAGGCCCUGGGACAAAUGCUGUUGGAUUUCAAGAUCAAAAAUGUACCAGACAUUCUUCCAUCUAUUAUAGAACCAACUUUAUAAUGUAAUGAUUUCACUAAAGCAAAGCUUAAACUAUUGAAACGAAACUCUCAAAACACCUCUUUUUCUCGUGUUUCCUUAUGUUUUUCUCAACCUUAACAAUUGCCAAUCGUAAAAACCCAACUUAAAAGAAUUUUUUAGGGUCAGCACUCUAUGUUUGGAACAAGUCUUUUGUUUUCAGGAAAUAUAAGAGUUAGACCUAGAAGUAGGAUUAGUAGGUUAUGGCUUUGGACCAAGUCCAUCCCAGGAAAGUACCUACCACUAUGAUGAAACGUUAAGUAUAUCUUUUCCACCAACAAGAACGGUAAUUUACUUUUAUUAAAACUGACAAAAAUGA